Molecule: messenger RNA, 993 nt
Organism: Colius striatus (speckled mousebird)
Lineage: Eukaryota; Metazoa; Chordata; Aves; Coliiformes; Coliidae
Gene: TMEM82
Product: transmembrane protein 82
Exons: 6
Coding region: 16-993 (325 amino acids)
Source: RefSeq, a predicted model, not a curated record
UCCUCUCCACUGCAAAUGUUCUCUCUGGGGUCCUGGUUGCCGGCAUUGCCCGGGCUGGCAUGGGGCUGGGCACUGCUGGAUGCCCUCCUGCAAGGGCUGGUGGGCGCCUGCGCCGUCUCUGUGCUCUGCAGCCUCAUGAAGGUUUAUCUCUACAUCCAGUGCCUGAACAGCCCCUCGAUGCAGGCGCAGCGGCGGGCGCUGGGCGCGCAGUGGCGGGUGCUGGAGCCGCUGCAGGCUGCGGUGCUGGCGGCGCUGCUGGCGCUGGUGGGCUCACGUGUGGCUGCGCUGGUGGUGCUGGAGUUCUCCCUCAGAGCCGUCUCCACUGCCCUCUCCUUCAGCAAGGGCACCCACAGCAGUCAGCUCUACCUGCUGUGCCAGUACUCUCUGGGCUGUGGGGUGUCCUGCAGCCUCAGCUUCUUGCUGGAAGAAGCUCCCCACAGGACCUACAACCUGCUGCUGGCCGUGGGGCUGGCGGGGCUGUUGGCUACCUACAGCCGGCGCUUGGCUCACCACGUGUGCACCUUGUACGAGCUGCACAGCCGGGCGCGGUACUGCGGCGUCUGCAUCCUCCUCCUCACCUCUGCCCACCUCAUCCCACGCCUGCUCCGACACGCUCUGGCCGUGGCCUUUGCUGUGGCUGACCUGGCUGCCAUCACCCUCAUCAACCGAGACUUUCUGUCCACGGCGGAGGCCGUUCGCUUCUGGACACCGCUCACCAUCUGCUACACGCUGCUGGUCGUCUACAUGCAAGAGGAGCGGCGGCAGAGCGCGGGCGGGCGAGCGGCGUGCCACACCGUGCUGGUGCGGAUGGGCGGCCUCUUCAUCCUCCUCCUCACCGUGGGCCGCUGGGCUGACGUCCUGCACGUCCUCAUCUCGCUGCUGGGGGAGCUGUGGUGUCUGCUCUGUACCAGUGUCCUGCUGGAGGUGUGCUGGAGGCAGGAUUUCACUCAAGUGGAGGGACACUUGGCAUCAGGAUCAGAGGAGGCUUCCUGA